ACUUCUCAACUGAUGCCACUCAUCACAAAAAUACAUUUAAAUUAAAGAAUUUAAUUUAGCAUACGAGUAUUUUAUAAAUUUCCCCCAUUCAUUUUUUUAGAAUCCAUGUCAUUAGAACCGGACUACACUCAAAAUGAUGCAAACCAAUAUGACAAAACGUAAAACACUGAUCUUCGCUUGCUUUGGCAUAGCAAUCGGACUCUGCAUAGGGACGGUAUUGAAAAAUUAUCGUGCUUUAGAGAUAGUCAAACGUUGUAGUGUCAAGCUAACGAAUCAGAAAUCUCCCUUCGAAAUUAUUGGACUUAACGAAGAUGAUACCAUACAAAAUUCGCAAAAAAAUCUAGUAUUUGUUGGUGUUAUGACAGCGAAAAGUUUUAUCGAUGGACGUGCAAAGGCAGUGUAUGACACGUGGGGUAAAGAGGUACCAGGACGCAUAGCGUUUUUUAGUUCAGAGGGCACAACAUCGAAAGAAUUACCAGUAAUAGCUUUGAAGAAUGUCGAUGAUCGUUAUCCGCCACAAAAGAAAUCUUUUAUGAUGUUAUAUUAUAUGUAUGAACAUUUUAUUGAUCGAUUUGAAUGGUUUGUACGUGCAGAUGAUGAUGUAUAUAUAGAACCAGAUAAAUUGGAAACAUUUCUGAGAUCGAUCGAUAGCUCAAAGCCACAAUUUAUAGGUCAAGCAGGACAGGGCAAUAGUAAAGAAUUCGGUUUAUUAUCUUUAGAAUUCGAUGAAAAUUUCUGUAUGGGUGGACCUGGUGUUAUAAUGAGUAGUGAAACUCUAAGAAGAAUGGCACCACAUAUACCAACUUGUUUAAAAAACCUUUAUUCCACACAUGAGGAUGUUGAAGUUGGACGUUGUGUGCAGAAGUUUGCCGGUAUACCAUGCACAUGGAACUAUGAGAUGCAAUAUAUAUUACGACACAACUCUAGUGGUCGUUAUGCAUUUACCGGUAAACUAAAACGUAAAGAAAUACAUAAUGCUAUUUCUUUACAUCCAAUAAAACAGGGACCACUUAUGUAUCGACUACAUUCCUAUAUACAAGGUUUAAAGGCUGACGAGAUGCGUCAGGAAUCAUUAUUACUACAUCGCGACAUAAAACGAAUGGCAAAAUUGUUAGAAAUACCAAGUGAAAGUUCCUAUGUAGCACCGGGCAUAUCGCUAAUACCAGAAUAUGAAAAUGGCAAACAACACUUUGAAGAUCAUAAUAUAUUAGGUAUAAGUCCUGAUCUAAACAAAUUCAUACCAGCCUCCACCGAAGACUUACUAUUGUGGUCUUUUAUUGCUCGUAGUAUUUACUCGCCUGAUAAUGCAAAUCCUAAACAUAAAAUAGAUUCGGCAUUACGAGAGUCUCUUGAGGAUAUUAUAACAGAAGUAAUGGAAAAUAUUAAUAAUUACUCUAGACAAAGAGGGAGAGUUAUUGAAUUUCGUGAACUACUCUAUGGUUAUACACGCUUGGAUGCAAUUCAUGGACAAGAUCUAAUACUAGAUCUCUUACUAAUAUAUAAAAGAUAUAAAGGCAGGAAAAUGACUGUGCCAGUUAGACGACAUUUAUAUAUACAAAGAGCAUUUACAGGCAUAUUCGUAAAAGAAUUAGAAGAAGACUUUUAUAAUGUAACGCUACAGAAAAGCUUUCUGAAAGACAUUCUCAAUACAGGCAUAGAAAAGUUAGCGAGCCAUUUUACAAUACCAGGUUUACAAAAUACAAAUGGUAUUUGGAGUAACUCAGAAACAAAAUCAAAGAUCGUUUUUGUUUUGCCCAUAUCCAGUCGAUUGGCAACGUUUAAACGAUUUAUCGAAAAUUAUGAAGAAGUAGCUAUAAAACAGGAUAAGAACUGUGAUUUACUGAUAGUUAUAUUUGGUAAUCAAACUAUGAUACAGGAUCAUCUGAAUUUGUUACAAGAACUACGCAUGCGUAAUAUAUAUCAAAAAAUCAAUUAUAUACAACGAGAAGAAGAAUUUUCACGGGGUUUAGCUUUAGACACUGCAACAAGAUCCUCUUACAUUAGAGAUGAAGACAUCAUUUUAUUCAUAGACGUUGAUAUGGCUUAUACAACAACUACAUUGCAACGUAUACGCAUUAAUACCAUACAAAAUAAACAAGUUUAUCUACCAAUAGUCUUCAGCCAGUACGAUCCUAAACGCAGAAACCAGCAAUUAAAGCAGACAACCGAUGAGGUUAAUAAUGAAAAUGGAUAUUUUCGACAAUUUGGUUUCGGCAUAUGUGCCAUUUACAAAUCAGACAUUUUGAAUGAGGAUAUAAAUGGUUUCGAUAAGGAUAUAACCGGUUGGGGUUUAGAAGAUGUCAAGUUCUUGGAAAAAAUUGUUAAAUUAGGUCAACGUCAAAAUGGUUUUCUAGUGAAUACUGCAGAAAAUUCAUUUACUCUCAAUAAUAAUACAGAACAAACGCGUCAUUUAAAUAUUUUUAGAGCACCUGAUCCAACAUUGGUGCAUAUAUAUCAUGAUAUAAGCUGUGAUGUGAAUUUGGAAGCACCACAAUAUAACAUGUGCCUUGGCACUAAAGCCAAUUCAUUGGGCAGUACAAGGCUGAUGGAAGAACUUUUUUAUAGCAACAAAGAAAAUAUUGAUUUUAUUAAGGAAUUUAAUUCUAGAAAGGAAGAAAGAUAAUAUCGUUCCUCCAUAUUUUACAAAUUUUUUAAGAUUUUAUGGAUGUGAAGUAUUUUAGUUAUUA
Messenger RNA from Teleopsis dalmanni, 2687 nucleotides. RefSeq names its product chondroitin sulfate synthase 1 (gene Chsy). The record is from RefSeq and is a predicted model, not a curated record. Lineage: Eukaryota; Metazoa; Arthropoda; Insecta; Diptera; Diopsidae. The transcript has 8 exons. Gene Ontology annotation, molecular function: glucuronosyl-N-acetylgalactosaminyl-proteoglycan 4-beta-N-acetylgalactosaminyltransferase activity. Bases 134 to 2623 code for a protein of 829 amino acids. Gene Ontology annotation, cellular component: Golgi cisterna membrane.